AUGCGUGUCAAUUUUGGAAGAUUCCUUGACGUCGGAGGAGUGCUUUCUCAGAAGCAAAAGCAGCUGCAUUCGGCUCAAGCAAGUGCCUCCAACGCUAGUGUAAGGGAGCAUCAACACACGAAUGGCACAGUGCGCACCCGCAGCGACUUCCACGGCGAGCAGGCGGCGCGCAACCUGCACGAGGCGCUGGGGCGCGGCCACGUGGACACGGCCACCGUGGUGGACGUGCUGGCCACGCACAGCAACCGCCAGCGCCAGCACCUGCGCAGGCACUACCGCGACCUGAAGACCGAUGUUUCGGAGAAGUUGGGCGGCUACGUGCGUGAGAUAUCUCUGAUGUUACUUCAGACCCCUGCUGAAUUUCUGGCGACGCAAGUCCACUGUGCCUUGCAGAAAAUUAUGCCGGAUAUGAAUACGCUUAUUGAGUUACUAUGGGGUCGAAGCAACGACAAACUGGAUCAAAUCAAGAUGGCUUACCAAACCGCUUUCGGGCGGCCGCUGGAGGAGGAGGUGCGGCGCGAGCUGCCAGGCGACGUGCGGCCGCUGGCCGAGGCGCUGGUGGCCGGCCAGCGCGCCCCGCCCGCCGUCGACGUCGACCUGUUGUUGGUAUCAUCUGGAGUAGGCCUCAGAUAUGGAACAGAAGAGCCGGCUCUCUUACAAAUGUUUAAAACUCGUUCAUAUCCACAUCUACAAGAAGUUCUUGAGCAAUAUGACAUGUUGAGUGAACGGAGCAUGGAAGCCAGCAUAAAAGCAGAAUUUACUGGUCGACUUCAAAGGGGACUUGUUUCUUUAGCAAGCAUGAUAAGAGAUCCUGUAUUUUAUUUUUCUGAACAACUCCACAAGGCUAUGGAAGUUUUACCACCAAACGAUGAGAAGUUAAUAGUCCUUCUCAUAGCAAGAUCAGAGAUAGAUCUAGCAGAUAUUAAAGAUUGUUAUCUUCAACAUUAUGGGCACAAGUUAGUAGGAAUGGUGGCCGAUGUUUCAUCAGGUGCUUACCGACGAUAUCUACUACGAUUACUUGGAAAUUAUGAUGAAUAA
Messenger RNA from Gryllus bimaculatus (two-spotted cricket), 1038 nucleotides. NCBI's taxonomy places the organism in Eukaryota, Metazoa, Arthropoda, Insecta, Orthoptera, Gryllidae. The record is from the annotation of a GenBank genome assembly.